This is a messenger RNA of Pezoporus flaviventris, 1013 nucleotides long. RefSeq names its product Fas cell surface death receptor (gene FAS). The record is from RefSeq and is a predicted model, not a curated record. Lineage: Eukaryota; Metazoa; Chordata; Aves; Psittaciformes; Psittacidae. The coding region runs from base 1 to 981 and encodes 326 amino acids. Gene Ontology annotation, biological process: motor neuron apoptotic process; activation-induced cell death of T cells; negative regulation of apoptotic process. Gene Ontology annotation, cellular component: membrane raft; CD95 death-inducing signaling complex; external side of plasma membrane. The transcript has 9 exons. Gene Ontology annotation, molecular function: tumor necrosis factor receptor activity; protein binding.
AUGCACGGCGGCGGCAGCGUGGCCCGGGGACUCCUUCCGCUGCUCCUUGUGGUGGCCUUAAUUAUUGAAACACAGUGCAAAAAUGAGACUGAAGCUAUAAUGCAUAUAACAUACAAUAAAUUAAUUACAAAGAGGAUCAUUGCUAAGAGGGAAAUUAAUUGCAACUGGGACGAAUACAGUCUGGGUGUUCAGUGUUGCAAGAAAUGUGAACGUGGUUUUGUUAAAAAUGUCAGCUGCCCAACAGAUACUAGCAAACACUGUGUUCCGUGUGAAAAUGGAAAGGAGUACAUAGAUCAUGUCAAUGAUCUGGCCAAGUGUUUGAGGUGCGCUUCAUGUGACAGCAUAUUUGGUUUGGAGGUUGCAAAGAACUGUAGCCAGGCACAGAACACAAAAUGCACCUGUGCAAAGAACCAUUUUUGCAAUUCUUCUGUACCAUGUACGCAUUGCGAUCCGUGUACCAUAUGUGAAAGCGGUGUAAUUGAAAAACAAUGUACUUCAACUUCAGACACUGUGUGCGGACUGAAAGAAACAAGAACACCAUGGUGGGCCAUACUUUUGGCAAUUCUGUUACUACUUCUAGCAGUUGGAGGAAUAGCGUACUGCGUAAGACGGAAGUGGUUUAAUACAAGGAAAAGGCCCCAUGAAUUCCCCCAACCAUCCAUUUCUGAUGAGAUUGUACCUCUCAGACAAGAUGUUGAUUUGAGCACCUAUGUUACUGAUAUUAUGGAAGAGAUGACAUAUAAAGAAGUACUGAAAUUUGUUCGUUAUCACAAAGUACCACAAACUAAAAUAGAUGAGAUUAUUCAUGAUAAUCGUGAUACAUUUGAACAGAAGAUCCAUCUUUUUCGAGCCUGGCUUCAAAGACAUGGAAUGAAUGGAACCUAUGAAACCCUGAUAAGAAGCCUGAGAGACCUUAAGAUGCGUGCUGUAGCUGAUAAAAUUGAGAGAAAACUACAGGCAGCUGUUUCCAACUCUGAGUAAAGGGGGAUAGUUCUACAAUGGUGACACUCAGA